This is a messenger RNA of Coniosporium apollinis CBS 100218, 807 nucleotides long. Its product is annotated as 40S ribosomal protein S3. NCBI's taxonomy places the organism in Eukaryota, Fungi, Ascomycota, Dothideomycetes. Gene Ontology annotation, molecular function: structural constituent of ribosome; RNA binding. Bases 1 to 807 code for a protein of 268 amino acids. Gene Ontology annotation, cellular component: nucleus; cytosolic small ribosomal subunit. The record is from RefSeq and is a predicted model, not a curated record. The transcript is spliced from 4 exons. Gene Ontology annotation, biological process: translation.
AUGGCCGCCGCUACUCAUGGAGGUGCUAUUUCCAAGCGGAGAAAGUUCGUCGCAGACGGCGUGUUCUACGCCGAGCUGAACGAGUUCUUCCAGCGCGAGCUGGCCGAGGAGGGCUACUCCGGCGUCGAAGUCCGCGUCACACCCACCGUCACCGACAUCAUCAUCCGCGCAACACACACACAAGAGGUCCUCGGCGAGCAGGGCCGCCGCAUCAGGGAACUCACCUCCCUCAUCCAGAAGCGCUUCAAAUUCCCCGAGAACUCCGUCUCCCUCUAUGCCGCCAAGGUCCAGAACCGCGGUCUGUCCGCCGUCGCCCAGUGCGAGUCUCUGCGGUACAAGCUGCUCAACGGUCUGGCUGUGAGGAGGGCAUGCUAUGGUGUGCUACGAUUCAUCAUGGAGAGCGGCGCCAAGGGUUGCGAGGUUGUGGUCAGCGGCAAGCUGAGGGCUGCCCGUGCCAAGAGCAUGAAGUUCACAGACGGUUUCAUGAUCCACUCCGGCCAGCCGGCAAAGGACUUCAUCGACUCGGCGACGCGUCACGUGCUGCUGCGCCAGGGUGUGUUGGGUAUCAAGGUCAAGAUCAUGCGCGGUUCGGAUCCGGAGGGCAAGGCUGGCCCGCAGAAGACGCUGCCAGACACUGUUACCAUCAUCGAGCCGAAGGAGGAGCAGCCCGUUGUCCAGCCCAUGAGCCAGGACUACGGCGCCAAGGCGUUGGCUGCUCAGCAGGCGGCAGAGCAGCAGAGGCAGGCGGAACAGCAGGAACAGCAGGGCGACGAGGCUCCUGCGCAGGAGAGCUACGAUCAGGAGUAG